Messenger RNA from Drosophila yakuba, 2841 nucleotides. RefSeq lists its product as uncharacterized. The transcript has 2 exons. Bases 208 to 900 code for a protein of 230 amino acids. The record is from RefSeq and is a predicted model, not a curated record. NCBI's taxonomy places the organism in Eukaryota, Metazoa, Arthropoda, Insecta, Diptera, Drosophilidae.
UUUCAGAUAUAAGGAAUUCUCCCAAAUUUUACCUUCCAAUAGUCAUAAACCAAAAUAAGAUUAUGAGCCGAUAAGAUGCAUUCACGGUUAUUAGGCGUAAAAUCAAAAACAAACAUAAACUGCCCGGCAACUGAUAAGGUUUGGGAAAAUAGACCUAUAUAAGCCCAAGAACAGUUCGAUGUUGGUCACAAAGAAAGUGAUACGAAAAUGAAUACCUAUCAAUUUAUCUUGUUUCUAAGUAUAGGCUUUUUAAAUUGGAUGGUUGAAUUGGAUGGCCAUGGGAUGAUGUUAAGUCCAACCGGAAGAUCCUCCCGUUGGCGAUACGAUUCCUCGGCGCCAACAAAUUACGAUGACAAUGCAUUAUAUUGCGGGGGAUUCUGGAAACAAACCGAAAAUGAGGGAAAUUGUGGACUUUGCGGAGAUGAUUGGAGCCUGGAGCAGCCGCGACCCAAUGAGUUCGGUGGAAAAUAUGGCAGUGGAGUGAUUGUAAAGAGCUUUGCCGGCGUAGCUGAGGCGGAAGUAAAUGUUAAGAUCACGGUCAAUCAUCUGGGCUACUUUCGGUUCAAUAUAUGCAAUUUGGACGAAAAUGGCAGCGAGUCGGAGGAUUGCUUUAAUCAAUAUCCUUUAAAUUUCACCGAUGGUAGCCAGAAAUACUACAUCAACACAACCACUGGCGAUAUCCCAGUAACUGUAAAGCUUCCCAACGAUCUCAACUGCAUUCACUGCGUAUUGCGCUGGACUUACACGGCAGGAAAUAAUUGGGGUGUUUGUGAGGAUGGGACGGGCGCCAUGGGCUGUGGAGCCCAGGAAACCUUUAUAAACUGCGCAGAUAUAAGUGUGUUAUCCUCAGCGCGAAGUAUAUUCCAGGAGGUGCCUGUGGAGGUGGCGGAAUCGAAGUGAAGUGGUUAUGAUCAGCGGUGGCCUAUCGAACAAUAUGGGUAGUCUUAAUAAAUUAUAUACAUAGCUUAUUUAUUUUUAUGUAACUUUAUGUGUUUAUAUUAUUACUUGCCCAAUUUAUAAUAAUAAUAAUAAAUUCGCUGAUUAGCGCUAAUAUGUACAUCUCCAAAGUACUGUUGAACCGCAUAAGGAUUUUUGAAUUUAAAAAUGGGAAAAUAAUAGAUAGUUAUUUACACCCCACAAUAAAUAUAAAAGACUUUUCAUAAAUUAUGAAUGUUUAUUUCUCUUUUAUUCAAUAAAUUAAUCGUCGUAUAUAUUUAUUUAUACAUAUAGUAUAUGUUUGUGUUUUGAGUGUAUGUGGAUUGUUGGUGAUGACCGUUUGUCUUCGAGGUGCGGGGCCACGCACUCCCUCCUCCUAAGAUGGAUCCUAACAAUAAAAUUCUUUCUUCUAACAGCCCCAGUCUCAGGCGUGUUCUUAACGAUCGGAUGAGAUUUGCACGUUUCAAUGCUUAGAAAUUUUGUAUUUUUUAAGCUAUCCUGUUUGUGUUCGUAUUUGUAUCUUGUAUAUUAAUUAAAUAUUCGUUAUUUGUCUUAAAUGUUUCGUGGCUUACAAAAUAUGUUUCACAUUAACUGGCUUAUUACUUUACUUCACAAAUAAGUUAUAUAUAUAUAUGUAUAUAUAUACCUUCUUUUGUUAAUAUUUUACAAAGCUUUCUAAAGUCAAUUGCAAAUUAUAAGUCCAAAUAUUGACUACAAAACUCAAUCGCCGCGUUUUUAAAAUAUUUUUCGGUUUCCGAAUACCUUUUAACAAUUAACUAAACAAACCGCAAACAACAGUGUGUAACCCCGAUUGCCACUAGAGAUGUCAUCAAUCCAAUGUAUUUAGAUGUAUAUUUUAGCUCUAUGUAUUGAGGAGAGUUCAGAUACGGUUGGAAAUGACUUUCUCGAUUAAAAACUAUAAAAAACACAUCCUCCAUUAUCGUCAAAAUGUGCGAAUCGCUCACAACUGAAUUACAAGUGAUGUAACCCAACCCAUUUUGGGCUUUUUUUCUAAAUCGCCUUCGUUUAAAAGUAUUUUAAAAUACAGUGGUUGCCCUUCGAGAAAAAUAUAUGUAUAUUUAUAUAUUAAUGUGGGAGAGGAGGUCCUUGGCUUCUCUACCAAAUAUUUGGUUAUAAAAGCACCUUAUAAAUUUUACAUUUUUUAUACUCCCAAAGUUUACUCACUUGCCUCAUUUGUAUAAAUAGCUAAAUAGUUCAUCUUUCAUUUUUACUCUGUUCAAAAAUUGUUUUUAACAUUAUACAACACUAUCUGUAUUUUUGUUUUCUUUGUAAUACCUGAAUUUUAGAAUUUUGUAUCCGAAACGCCUUUUUUGUUGUGUGUUUGCUGACUGAGUUUGUUUCAUUUUUGUUCUCUUUCUUGUAAUUGCCAAAGGUUGUUUAGUAGUUCCUGUCAUUAAUUUUCUUAGUCCGAAAUGCUAAUCGCCACAAAGGUUCGUUGCUGUAUUAGUUAAUUAUUUUGUAUACGUUCUCGAACUUGGUACAGGUCAAAAAGUUUUUAUUUUGCCAUCACUUGACCAAAUUGACAAAGAUUUUUACUUAGCUUCAUGAGGGUUCAAUAUUUAAGUAUUGUAGUUUAGCUUUGUCAUUGGCACAAGAUUGCUUGCUGGGGGGAGAAGUUCAGGAGUUUGUGAAAAUAAAAAUUAAACUUCAGUGUGUUUCUUGUACAAUUAAGUUUACACGUUGGCUCAAAUAUGCUUAUAAACUUGGUUUUAUUUUUGUUUUUAUUUUUUAACGUUAACACGCUACAGUUUACGGCCAUUCGCUUUUUAUAAAAUAUAAAAUUUUGUUUGUUCACUAAUUAUUACACAUAACUAAUAGGUAUUUAAAACUUAUCGUCAUAAAGAAAAUAUAAUUAAAUUAUUAUUAAACACAAAUCUAAAAAAA